Molecule: messenger RNA, 677 nt
Organism: Neltuma alba
Lineage: Eukaryota; Viridiplantae; Streptophyta; Magnoliopsida; Fabales; Fabaceae
Product: calmodulin-7
Exons: 3
Coding region: 116-673 (185 amino acids)
Cellular component (GO): myosin II complex
Molecular function (GO): calcium ion binding
Source: RefSeq, a predicted model, not a curated record
UACUCCUUCGCUCUUGUUCUCAUCAGAGGAGUGACGCUCAGAUCGACCCCCGCCUGUCUUACUCCCUUCUCCCUUGGGAAUCGCUUAAUUUCUUGCUACCCAGACACCUCCACCGAUGGCCGAUCAGCUCACCGACGACCAGAUCUCCGAGUUCAAGGAGGCCUUCAGCCUCUUCGACAAGGACGGAGAUGGUUGUAUCACAACCAAGGAACUUGGCACUGUGAUGCGAUCGCUUGGCCAGAACCCGACAGAGGCGGAACUUCAAGAUAUGAUAAAUGAGGUUGAUGCUGAUGGAAAUGGUACCAUUGAUUUCCCAGAGUUUCUCAACCUGAUGGCCCGAAAGAUGAAAGAUACUGAUUCUGAGGAGGAGCUCAAGGAAGCUUUCCGUGUUUUUGACAAGGAUCAGAAUGGUUUUAUUUCUGCGGCUGAGCUCCGCCACGUCAUGACAAAUCUUGGCGAGAAGUUGACAGAUGAAGAAGUUGAUGAGAUGAUUCGUGAAGCUGAUGUUGAUGGUGAUGGGCAGAUCAACUAUGAGGAAUUCGUCAAAGUCAUGAUGGCCAAAAUGAGAAGGAAAAGGAUGGAACAGAAUCAUGGCAAAAGCGGGGGAAAAGAGAAUCGCCAAUACAAGAAACGUCGUACCAGAGAUCGAGUUCGAGAAUGUUCCAUCCUCUGAAUGA